Messenger RNA from Orycteropus afer afer, 15096 nucleotides. RefSeq names its product ryanodine receptor 2 (gene RYR2). Gene Ontology annotation, biological process: intracellular calcium ion homeostasis; calcium ion transmembrane transport. Gene Ontology annotation, cellular component: sarcolemma; smooth endoplasmic reticulum; sarcoplasmic reticulum membrane. NCBI's taxonomy places the organism in Eukaryota, Metazoa, Chordata, Mammalia, Tubulidentata, Orycteropodidae. Gene Ontology annotation, molecular function: ryanodine-sensitive calcium-release channel activity; protein binding; calcium ion binding. The transcript is spliced from 106 exons. The coding region runs from base 1 to 15096 and encodes 5031 amino acids. The record is from RefSeq and is a predicted model, not a curated record.
AUGGUACAUUGGGCUCCGGUGUUCAGGAGUCCCAAGAAGAUCUCUUCUCCUCCCCCAGGUGAUUUUACCCACACAUGUGCAUAUGGCCAUAGGUCCCCUGCUGGGGGUGGACUUGAGGACUCUGGCCCUCUUGUCAGUCUCUGGCUUCAUCAAUUAGCUGAGUCUCUGCUUCAGCUGGUCCCAGGCCCUGAAACUAAGGGUUGUAGCUCUAAUUGGACUGGAUCUGAGCUUGAUUCAGUGCUACAACCUGGCUCUACAUUCUUUUUCCAUGCCAUUGCAGCUAUUGCUGAUAAAAAUAACCAAGGAAUUGAUGAUGAAGUGGUUCUGCAGUGUACUGCAACCAUCCACAAAGAGCAACAGAAACUCUGUCUGGCAGCAGAAGGAUUUGGCAACAGACUUUGUUUCUUGGAGUCCACUUCCAAUUCCAAGGACGUGGGAGGGGAGCUGUUGCUUUGUGCCUUUGUUGUAAAGCAGAAUGAAGGAAAAAGAAUACGACAAGAAAAACUACCCAGAACUAUGAAAUCCCACCUAAAAACUGCUCAAGGAGGUGGCCAUCGAACACUCCUCUAUGGACAUGCCAUAUUGUUGCGCCAUUCUUAUAGUGGCAUGUAUCUCUGCUGCCUCUCUACCUCCCGGUCUUCAACUGAUAAACUGGCCUUUGAUGUUGGCUUGCAAGAGGACACAACAGGUGAGGCUUGUUGGUGGACAAUACACCCUGCCUCUAAGCAGCGAUCAGAAGGAGAGAAGGUACGAGUGGGAGAUGACCUCAUCUUAGUCAGCGUGUCCUCUGAAAGGUACUUGCACUUGUCCUACGGCAAUGGCAGCUUGCAUGUGGAUGCUGCCUUCCAGCAGACCCUCUGGAGCGUGGCCCCAAUCAGCUCAGGAAGUGAAGCUGCCCAAGGGUAUCUAAUUGGUGGUGAUGUUCUCCGACUGCUGCAUGGACACAUGGAUGAAUGCCUCACUGUCCCCUCAGGGGACCAUGGGGAAGAGCAGCGGAGAAAUGUUCACUAUGAAGGUGGUGCUGUUUCUGUUCAUGCACGUUCCCUUUGGAGACUAGAGACAUUAAGAGUUGCAUGGAGUGGAAGCCAUAUAAGAUGGGGCCAGCCCUUCCGACUACGUCAUGUGACAACAGGAAAAUACUUGAGUCUCAUGGAAGACAAAAACCUUCUGCUCAUGGACAAAGAAAAAGCUGAUAUAAAAUCGACUGCAUUUACCUUCCGGUCUUCUAAGGAAAAAUUGGAUAUAUUGAUAAGAAAAGAAGUAGAUGGCAUGGGCACCUCUGAAAUAAAAUACGGUGAUUCAGUGUGCUAUAUACAACAUGUGGAUACAGGCCUGUGGCUUACUUACCAAUCUGUGGAUGUGAAAUCUGUGAGAAUCGGGUCAAUACAACGUAAGGCUAUUAUGCACCAUGAAGGCCACAUGGAUGAUGGCUUAAAUUUAUCUAGGUCUCAGCAUGAAGAAUCUCGUACAGCACGAGUAAUUCGUAGCACGGUCUUCCUUUUCAAUAGAUUUAUAAGGGGACUUGAUGCUCUCAGCAAAAAAGUGAAGGCAUCCACAGUGGAUUUACCUAUAGAGUCUGUAAGUCUAAGUCUGCAAGAUCUGAUUGGCUACUUCCACCCACCAGAUGAGCAUUUAGAGCAUGAGGACAAGCAGAACAGACUACGAGCUCUGAAGAACCGACAGAAUCUCUUUCAGGAAGAGGGAAUGAUCAACCUCGUACUUGAGUGCAUAGACCGGCUGCACAUCUACAGUAGCGCGGCUCACUUUGCUGAUGUUGCUGGGAGGGAAGCAGGAGAAUCUUGGAAAUCAAUUCUAAAUUCUCUGUAUGAAUUGCUUGCGGCUCUAAUCAGAGGAAAUCGUAAAAACUGUGCUCAGUUUUCUGGCUCCCUUGACUGGUUGAUCAGCAGAUUGGAAAGACUGGAAGCUUCUUCUGGCAUUCUUGAAGUUUUACACUGUGUGUUAGUGGAAAGUCCAGAAGCUCUAAAUAUUAUCAAAGAAGGACAUAUUAAAUCCAUUAUCUCACUUUUGGACAAGCAUGGAAGAAAUCACAAGGUUCUGGAUGUCUUGUGUUCUCUCUGUGUUUGCCACGGAGUUGCAGUCCGUUCUAACCAGCAUCUCAUUUGUGAUAAUCUCCUACCAGGAAGAGAUCUGUUAUUGCAGACACGUCUUGUGAAUCACGUCAGCAGCAUGAGGCCUAAUAUUUUUCUGGGCGUCAGCGAAGGGUCUGCUCAAUACAAAAAAUGGUACUAUGAAUUGAUGGUGGACCACACUGAACCAUUUGUGACAGCUGAAGCAACACACCUUCGAGUGGGCUGGGCUUCUACUGAAGGGUACUCUCCCUACCCUGGUGGUGGUGAAGAGUGGGGUGGAAAUGGUGUUGGAGAUGACCUGUUCUCCUACGGAUUUGAUGGACUUCAUCUCUGGUCAGGUUGCAUUGCUCGUACUGUGAGCUCACCAAAUCAACACCUGUUGAGAACUGAUGACGUCAUUAGUUGCUGUUUAGAUCUAAGUGCCCCAAGCAUCUCUUUCCGAAUUAAUGGCCAACCUGUUCAAGGAAUGUUUGAAAAUUUCAACACUGAUGGGCUCUUCUUUCCUGUUGUUAGUUUCUCUGCAGGAAUAAAGGUACGCUUUCUGCUUGGGGGGAGACACGGAGAAUUUAAAUUCCUUCCUCCACCUGGAUAUGCUCCUUGCUAUGAAGCUGUUUUGCCAAAAGAAAAGUUGAAGGUGGAACACAGCCGGGAGUACAAGCAAGAAAGAACAUACACACGAGACUUGCUGGGCCCCACAGUUUCACUGACACAAGCAGCCUUCACACCGAUUCCUGUGGAUACUAGCCAGAUUGUGCUGCCUCCUCACCUGGAAAGGAUAAGAGAAAAACUCGCAGAGAAUAUCCAUGAACUCUGGGUUAUGAAUAAAAUAGAACUUGGCUGGCAGUAUGGUCCGGUUAGAGAUGACAACAAGAGACAACACCCGUGCUUAGUAGAGUUCUCCAAGCUGCCUGAACAGGAACGCAACUACAAUUUACAGAUGUCACUGGAGACCCUGAAGACGUUGUUGGCAUUGGGAUGCCAUGUGGGUAUAUCAGAUGAACAUGCUGAUGAAAAAGUGAAAAAAAUGAAGCUACCCAAGAAUUACCAGCUGACCAGUGGAUACAAGCCUGCUCCAAUGGACCUGAGCUUUAUAAAACUCACCCCAUCCCAGGAAGCGAUGGUGGACAAAUUGGCUGAAAAUGCCCAUAAUGUGUGGGCUCGAGAUCGAAUCAAGCAGGGCUGGACUUAUGGGAUCCAGCAGGAUGUAAAAAACAGACGAAAUCCCCGUCUUGUUCCCUAUGCUCUUCUCGAUGACCGAACUAAGAAGUCAAAUAAGGACAGCCUUCGAGAGGCUGUGCGGACCUUGCUGGGAUAUGGCUACAACCUGGAAGCUCCUGAUCAAGAUCAUGCUGCCAGAGCUGAAGUGUGUAGCGGCACAGGGGAACGGUUUCGAAUCUUCCGUGCUGAAAAGACCUAUGCUGUGAAGGCAGGAAGGUGGUAUUUUGAAUUCGAGGCUGUCACUGCUGGAGACAUGAGAGUUGGCUGGAGCAGGCCAGGUUGUCAGCCUGAUCAAGAGCUUGGCUCAGAUGAACAUGCUUUUGCUUUUGAUGGCUUUAAGGCCCAGCGGUGGCACCAGGGCAAUGAGCAUUAUGGGCGCUCUUGGCAAGCAGGAGAUGUGGUAGGGUGCAUGGUUGACAUGAAUGAGCACACCUUGAUGUUCACACUGAAUGGGGAAAUCCUUCUUGAUGAUUCUGGCUCAGAAUUGGCUUUCAAGGACUUUGAGGUUGGUGAUGGAUUCAUACCUGUAUGUAGCCUUGGUGUGGCUCAGGUGGGCAGGAUGAACUUUGGAAAGGAUGUCAGUACCUUGAAAUAUUUCACCAUAUGUGGCUUACAAGAGGGCUAUGAACCAUUUGCAGUAAAUACAAAUAGGGAUAUUACCAUGUGGCUAAGCAAGAGGCUUCCUCAAUUUCUUCAAGUUCCAUCAAACCAUGAACAUAUUGAGGUGACCAGGAUAGAUGGCACCAUAGAUAGUUCCCCAUGUUUAAAGGUGACCCAGAAGUCCUUUGGAUCACAGAACAGCAGCACUGACAUCAUGUUUUAUCGUCUGAGCAUGCCAAUUGAAUGUGCAGAGGUCUUCUCCAAAACUGCUACAGGAGGUCUCCCAGGGGCCAGCCUCUUUGGACCCAAGAAUGACCUGGAGGAUUAUGAUGCAGAUUCUGAUUUUGAGGUUCUAAUGAAGACAGCUCAUGGCCAUCUGGUGCCCGACCGUGUUGACAAAGAGAAAGAAGCCACAAAAUCAGAGUUCAAUAAUCACAAAGAUUAUGCUCAAGAAAAGCCCUCUCGUCUGAAACAAAGAUUUUUGCUUAGAAGAACAAAGCCAGAUUAUAGCACAAGCCAUUCUGCAAGACUUACUGAAGAUGUUCUUGCAGAUGAUCGAGAUGACUAUGAUUACUUGAUGCAAACAUCCACGUACUAUUACUCUGUGAGAAUCUUUCCUGGACAAGAACCUGCUAAUGUCUGGGUGGGCUGGAUUACAUCCGAUUUCCAUCAGUAUGAUACAGGUUUUGACUUGGACAGAGUUCGUACAGUAACUGUUACUCUAGGAGAUGAGAAAGGAAAAGUGCAUGAAAGCAUCAAACGGAGCAACUGCUACAUGGUAUGUGCAGGUGAGAGUAUGAGCCCUGGACAAGGACGCAACAAUAAUGGAUUGGAGAUUGGCUGUGUUGUGGAUGUGGCCAGUGGGUUGCUCACAUUCACUGCUAAUGGCAAGGAAUUGAGCACAUAUUAUCAGGUGGAGCCAAGUACAAAACUAUUUCCUGCUGUUUUUGCACAAGCUACAAGUCCUAAUGUUUUCCAGUUUGAGCUGGGAAGAAUAAAGAAUGUAAUGCCUCUAUCAGCUGGAUUAUUCAAGAGUGAGCAUAAAAACCCUGUGCCACAGUGUCCUCCACGUCUCCAUGUGCAGUUUUUAUCACAUGUUCUUUGGAGCAGAAUGCCAAACCAGUUUUUGAAGGUAGACGUCUCUAGAAUCAGUGAACGCCAAGGCUGGCUGGUGCAGUGUUUGGAUCCUCUGCAGUUCAUGUCUCUUCAUAUCCCAGAAGAAAACAGAUCUGUGGACAUAUUAGAACUGACAGAGCAGGAAGAAUUGCUGAAGUUCCACUAUCACACUCUCCGCCUCUACUCAGCAGUCUGUGCUCUGGGGAACCACAGGGUGGCUCACGCCCUGUGCAGCCAUGUGGAUGAGCCUCAGCUCCUCUAUGCUAUUGAGAACAAGUAUAUGCCAGGCUUGCUACGCACUGGCUACUAUGAUCUGCUGAUCGAUAUCCACCUUAGCUCCUAUGCCACUGCCAGGCUUAUGAUGAACAAUGAAUUCAUCGUUCCCAUGACAGAAGAGACCAAGAGUAUUACCCUCUUCCCUGAUGAGAACAAAAAGCAUGGGCUCCCUGGGAUAGGUCUCAGUACUUCCCUCAGGCCACGAAUGCAAUUUUCUUCCCCCAGUUUUGUGAGCAUUAAUAAUGAAUGCUACCAGUAUAGUCCAGGGUUUCCCCUAGAUAUCCUAAAGGCCAAAACCAUCCAGAUGCUGACAGAAGCAGUGAAAGAGAGCAAUCUUCAUGCCCGGGACCCAGUUGGGGGAACCACUGAAUUUCUCUUUGUACCCCUCAUCAAGCUUUUCUAUACUCUGCUCAUCAUGGGCAUCUUCCACAAUGAGGACUUGAAGCAUAUUCUGCAGUUGAUUGAGCCCAGCGUGUUUAAGGAAGCGGGCACGCCAGAAGAGGAGAGUAUAGUGUUGGAAAAGGAGCUCGGCAUGGAAGAGUCAAAGCUGGAAGGAGCUGGUGAUGAAGAAGCCAAAGGGGGUAAGAGGCCAAAGGAAGGUCUACUCCAAAUGAAACUGCCAGAGCCAGUUAAAUUGCAGAUGUGCCUGUUGCUUCAGUACCUCUGUGAUUGCCAAGUCCGGCACCGGAUAGAAGCCAUUGUCGCCUUUUCAGAUGACUUUGUAGCUAAGCUUCAAGACAAUCAACGCUUCAGAUAUAAUGAAGUUAUGCAAGCCUUAAACAUGUCAGCCGCACUCACAGCGAGGAAAACCAAGGAAUUUAGAUCACCACCUCAGGAGCAGAUCAAUAUGCUUCUCAAUUUUAAGGGUGACAAAAGUCAAUGUCCUUGUCCUGAAGAAAUCAGAGACCAACUCUUGGAUUUUCAUGAAGAUUUGAUGACACAUUGUGGUAUUGAGCUGGAUGAAGAUGGCUCUCUAGAUGGAAACAAUGAUUUAACAAUUAGAGGACGCCUGAUGUCCCUGGUAGAAAAGGUGACAUACCUGAAAAAGAAACAAGGAGAAAAACCAAUUGAGAGUGACGCCAAGAAGUCCUCCACUCUUCAGCAGUUGAUUUCUGAGACUAUGGUCCGAUGGGCUCAGGAAUCUGUCAUUGAAGACCCUGAGUUGGUGAGGGCCAUGUUUGUGCUGCUUCAUAGACAGUAUGAUGGCAUUGGGGCUCUGGUCCGGGCUCUACCAAAGACCUACACCAUAAACAGUGUCUCUGUGGAGGAUACCAUCAACCUGUUGGCAUCCCUUGGUCAGAUUCGCUCUUUGCUGAGUGUCAGGAUGGGCAAAGAAGAAGAGAAGCUUAUGAUUCGUGGAUUGGGGGAUAUAAUGAAUAAUAAAGUGUUUUACCAGCACCCUAAUCUAAUGAGGGCCCUUGGAAUGCAUGAAACAGUAAUGGAAGUCAUGGUGAAUGUCCUUGGUGGUGGUGAGUCCAAGGAAAUCACCUUUCCCAAGAUGGUGGCCAACUGUUGCCGUUUUCUGUGUUAUUUCUGUCGUAUAAGUAGGCAGAAUCAAAAAGCUAUGUUUGAUCAUCUUAGUUAUUUACUGGAAAAUAGCAGUGUUGGUCUUGCCUCACCAGCUAUGAGAGGGUCCACGCCCCUAGAUGUGGCUGCAGCCUCAGUGAUGGAUAAUAAUGAACUCGCAUUAGCUUUGCGUGAGCCAGAUCUGGAAAAGGUAGUUCGAUAUUUGGCUGGUUGUGGACUGCAAAGUUGCCAGAUGCUGGUAUCUAAGGGAUAUCCAGACAUUGGGUGGAAUCCUGUCGAAGGAGAGAGAUAUCUUGAUUUUCUCCGCUUUGCUGUCUUUUGUAAUGGGGAGAGUGUGGAAGAGAAUGCAAAUGUCGUGGUCAGAUUACUUAUUCGGAGACCUGAGUGUUUUGGCCCCGCUUUGCGAGGGGAAGGUGGAAAUGGUCUCCUCUCAGCCAUGGAAGAAGCCAUAAAGAUAGCUGAGGAUCCAUCCAGAGAUGGUCCCUCACCCACAAGUGGAUCCAGUAAAACACUUGAUACCGAAGAAGAGGAAGAUGACACCAUCCACAUGGGGAAUGCAAUCAUGACCUUUUAUGCAGCAUUGAUUGACCUGUUGGGACGCUGUGCACCUGAGAUGCAUUUGAUUCAUGCUGGUAAGGGAGAAGCCAUUAGGAUCAGGUCUAUUUUGAGAUCCUUAAUUCCACUGGGAGAUUUGGUAGGCGUAAUUAGCAUUGCUUUUCAGAUGCCAACUAUAGCCAAAGAUGGGAAUGUGGUGGAGCCUGACAUGUCUGCGGGGUUUUGCCCAGAUCACAAGGCAGCCAUGGUUUUGUUCCUUGACAGGGUCUAUGGGAUUGAGGUUCAAGAUUUCCUCCUCCAUCUUCUUGAGGUUGGCUUUCUGCCAGAUCUGCGGGCUGCUGCCUCUUUAGAUACGGCUGCUUUGAGUGCUACAGACAUGGCUUUGGCCCUCAAUCGGUACCUGUGCACAGCCGUCUUGCCUCUCUUAACGAGAUGUGCUCCCCUCUUUGCUGGCACAGAGCACCACGCUUCCCUCAUUGACUCUUUACUUCACACUGUGUACAGACUUUCUAAGGGCUGCUCACUUACCAAAGCUCAACGGGAUUCCAUAGAAGUGUGUUUACUCUCCAUUUGUGGCCAAUUGAGACCUUCAAUGAUGCAGCAUUUACUCAGAAGAUUCGUUUUUGAUGUCCCAUUACUAAAUGAACAUGCAAAGAUGCCUCUGAAGCUGCUGACAAAUCAUUUUGAAAGAUGCUGGAAAUAUUACUGCCUGCCAGGAGGGUGGGGAAACUUUGGUGCUGCAUCAGAAGAAGAACUUCAUUUAUCAAGAAAAUUGUUCUGGGGCAUUUUUGAUGCUCUGUCUCAAAAGAAAUAUGAACAAGAACUUUUCAAACUGGCUCUGCCUUGCUUGAGUGCAGUUGCGGGAGCUUUGCCUCCAGACUACAUGGAGUCAAAUUAUGUCAGUAUGGUGGAAAAACAGUCAUCAAUGGAUUCUGAAGGGAACUUUAACCCACAACCUGUUGAUACCUCAAAUAUUACAAUUCCUGAAAAGUUGGAAUACUUCAUUAACAAAUAUGCAGAGCACUCUCAUGACAAGUGGUCGAUGGAUAAGUUGGCAAAUGGAUGGAUUUAUGGAGAAGUAUAUUCAGACUCUUCUAAGGUUCAGCCUUUAAUGAAACCAUAUAAACUACUAUCUGAAAAGGAAAAAGAAAUUUAUCGCUGGCCAAUCAAAGAGUCUUUAAAAACUAUGCUGGCUUGGGGCUGGAGAAUUGAAAGAACCCGGGAGGGAGACAGCAUGGCUCUUUAUAACCGGACUCGUCGUAUUUCUCAGACAAGCCAAGUGUCCGUAGAUACUGCCCAUGGCUAUAGUCCCCGAGCCAUUGACAUGAGCAAUGUGACUCUCUCCAGAGAUCUGCAUGCUAUGGCAGAAAUGAUGGCUGAGAACUAUCAUAAUAUAUGGGCCAAGAAAAAGAAAAUGGAACUGGAGUCUAAAGGAGGUGGAAACCAUCCCCUGCUGGUACCCUAUGAUACCCUGACAGCCAAAGAAAAAGCUAAGGACAGGGAAAAAGCCCAGGAUAUUCUCAAGUUCUUGCAGAUCAAUGGAUAUGCUGUAUCCAGAGGAUUCAAGGAACUUGAAUUGGAUACACCUUCUAUUGAGAAACGAUUUGCAUAUAGUUUCCUCCAACAACUCAUUCGCUAUGUGGAUGAAGCCCAUCAGUAUAUCCUGGAGUUUGAUGGUGGCAGCAGAAGCAAAGGAGAGCAUUUUCCUUAUGAACAAGAAAUCAAGUUCUUUGCUAAAGUUGUACUUCCUUUAAUUGACCAAUAUUUCAAAAACCAUCGCUUAUACUUCUUAUCUGCAGCAAGCAGACCUCUCUGUUCUGGAGGACAUGCAUCAAAUAAAGAGAAAGAAAUGGUGACUAGCCUAUUCUGCAAACUUGGAGUUCUUGUCAGGCAUAGGAUUUCACUAUUUGGAAAUGAUGCAACAUCAAUUGUCAACUGUCUCCAUAUUUUAGGACAGACUCUGGAUGCAAGAACCGUAAUGAAGACUGGCCUAGAAAGUGUUAAAAGUGCCCUCCGAGCAUUUCUGGACAAUGCAGCAGAGGACCUGGAGAAGACAAUGGAAAAUCUUAAGCAGGGCCAGUUUACACACACCCGAAACCAACCUAAAGGGGUCACUCAGAUUAUCAAUUAUACCACAGUGGCACUGUUACCAAUGCUGUCAUCAUUAUUUGAACAUAUUGGCCAGCAUCAAUUUGGCGAAGAUCUAAUAUUGGAAGAUGUACAAGUGUCCUGUUACAGAAUCCUGACUAGCUUAUAUACUUUGGGUACCAGCAAGAGUAUCUAUGUGGAGAGGAUGACCCCAAAAAUAUCUGUAAUUAAUUAUAAUAAAAUUACAGACAGAGCGGCAGAGAUCUCAGCUCUCAAUUUACCAACUAAUGUGGAAGAUGUUUGUCCCAAUAUACCCUCCUUGGAGAAACUUAUGGAAGAGAUUGUGGAAUUAGCCGAGUCUGGCAUUCGCUAUACACAAAUGCCACAUGUUAUGGAAGUUAUACUGCCCAUGCUUUGCAGCUACAUGUCUCGUUGGUGGGAGCACGGACCUGAGAACAAUAUGGAGAGGGCUGAAAUGUGUUGCACAGCUCUGAACUCAGAGCACAUGAACACACUUCUUGGGAACAUAUUGAAAAUUAUAUACAAUAACUUGGGCAUUGAUGAAGGGGCCUGGAUGAAGAGAUUAGCAGUGUUUUCCCAGCCCAUUAUAAAUAAAGUGAAACCUCAGCUCUUGAAAACUCACUUCUUGCCAUUAAUGGAGAAACUCAAGAAAAAGGCAGCAAUGGUGGUAUCUGAGGAAGAUCAUCUGAAAGCAGAGGCCCGAGGCGAUAUGUCCGAGGCUGAGCUCCUCAUUCUAGAUGAGUUCACUACUCUGGCCAGAGAUCUCUAUGCCUUCUACCCCCUCCUGAUUAGAUUUGUGGACUACAACAGGGCAAAGUGGCUAAAAGAGCCUAACCCGGAAGCGGAGGAACUCUUCCGUAUGGUGGCUGAAGUGUUUAUCUACUGGUCAAAAUCCCAUAAUUUCAAAAGAGAAGAGCAGAACUUCGUGGUGCAGAAUGAAAUCAACAAUAUGUCUUUCCUUAUUACUGAUACCAAGUCAAAGAUGUCAAAGGCAGCUGUUUCUGAUCAGGAAAGGAAGAAAAUGAAACGUAAAGGAGACCGAUAUUCUAUGCAGACUUCUCUUAUCGUAGCAGCUCUGAAGCGACUGCUGCCCAUUGGAUUGAACAUCUGUGCCCCCGGGGACCAGGAGCUCAUUGCUUUGGCCAAGAAUCGAUUUAGUCUGAAAGACACCGAGGAUGAAGUUCGAGAUAUAAUCCGCAGUAAUAUUCAUUUACAAGGCAAAUUAGAGGAUCCUGCUAUUAGAUGGCAAAUGGCUCUUUACAAAGACUUACCAAAUAGGACUGAAGAUACUUCAGAUCCAGAGAAGACAGUAGAAAGAGUAUUGGAUAUAGCAAAUGUCCUUUUCCAUCUUGAACAGAAAUCUACAUGUACGGGCCAGAGAUAUUACAGUCUGGGAAGUACAGUGGAACAUCCUCAGAGAUCUAAAAAGGCCGUGUGGCACAAGCUGCUCUCUAAGCAGAGAAAAAGAGCAGUCGUAGCCUGUUUCCGAAUGGCUCCCUUAUACAAUCUACCAAGGCAUCGAGCUAUCAACCUUUUUCUUCAAGGAUAUGAAAAGUCUUGGAUUGAAACAGAAGAACAUUACUUUGAAGAUAAACUAAUAGAAGAUUUAGCAAAACCUGGCGUAGAACCUCCAGAAGAAGAUGAAGGCACCAAGAGAGUUGAUCCUCUACAUCAGCUGAUCCUUCUCUUUAGUCGAACAGCUCUAACAGAGAAAUGCAAACUGGAGGAAGAUUUUUUGUAUAUGGCUUAUGCAGAUAUUAUGGCAAAGAGUUGUCAUGAUGAGGAAGAUGAUGAUGGUGAAGAAGAAGUGAAAAGUUUUGAAGUCACAGGAUCCCAACGCAGCAAGGAAAAAGAAAUGGAAAAGCAAAAGCUUCUCUACCAGCAAGCCAGACUCCACGAUCGGGGUGCUGCUGAGAUGGUACUGCAGACGAUCAGUGCCAGCAAAGGUGAAAUGGGGCCAAUGGUAGCUGCUACUUUGAAACUUGGAAUUGCCAUCUUAAAUGGUGGGAAUUCAACAGUACAGCAGAAAAUGCUAGACUACCUCAAGGAGAAGAAAGAUGUGGGCUUCUUUCAGAGCCUUGCUGGUCUGAUGCAGUCAUGUAGUGUCCUUGAUCUAAAUGCAUUUGAGCGACAAAACAAAGCUGAAGGACUUGGAAUGGUCACUGAGGAAGGAUCAGGAGAGAAGGUGCUGCAGGACGACGAGUUCACCUGUGACCUCUUCCGCUUCCUCCAGCUUCUUUGUGAGGGACACAAUUCAGAUUUUCAAAAUUAUCUGAGAACUCAGACUGGCAAUAAUACAACUGUCAAUAUAAUUAUCUCUACUGUGGACUAUCUACUGAGAGUUCAGGAAUCAAUUAGUGAUUUCUAUUGGUAUUACUCUGGGAAAGAUGUUAUAGAUGAACAAGGACAACGGAAUUUCUCCAAAGCAAUUCAAGUAGCAAAACAAGUCUUUAACACUCUUACAGAGUAUAUUCAGGGUCCCUGCACUGGGAAUCAACAGAGUUUGGCACACAGCAGGCUAUGGGAUGCCGUGGUGGGUUUCCUUCACGUCUUUGCACAUAUGCAAAUGAAGCUGUCACAGGAUUCCAGUCAAAUUGAGCUAUUAAAAGAAUUAAUGGAUCUUCAGAAGGAUAUGGUGGUCAUGUUGCUCUCCAUGUUGGAAGGUAAUGUUGUCAAUGGAACGAUUGGCAAACAGAUGGUUGAUAUGCUUGUGGAAUCAUCCAACAAUGUAGAGAUGAUUCUCAAAUUUUUUGACAUGUUCUUAAAGUUAAAGGAUUUGACAUCUUCUGAUACAUUUAAAGAAUAUGACCCCGAUGGCAAAGGAGUCAUUUCCAAGAGGGACUUCCAUAAAGCAAUGGAAAGCCAUAAGCACUACACACAAUCGGAAACGGAGUUCCUUUUAUCCUGCGCAGAGACAGAUGAAAAUGAAACCCUGGACUACGAAGAGUUUGUAAAACGGUUCCAUGAACCUGCAAAGGACAUCAGCUUCAAUGUUGCCGUGCUCCUGACAAAUCUUUCAGAACACAUGCCCAAUGAUACACGACUGCAGACUUUCCUUGAAUUAGCAGAGAGUGUGUUGAAUUAUUUCCAGCCUUUUCUAGGCCGCAUUGAGAUAAUGGGAAGUGCUAAGCGCAUUGAGAGGGUUUAUUUUGAAAUCAGUGAGUCUAGCCGGACCCAAUGGGAGAAGCCCCAGGUCAAAGAAUCCAAAAGGCAGUUCAUAUUUGACGUGGUCAACGAAGGAGGAGAAAAAGAGAAGAUGGAACUUUUUGUGAACUUCUGUGAGGACACCAUAUUUGAAAUGCAGCUGGCAGCUCAGAUCUCGGAGUCAGACUUGAAUGAAAGGUCUACGAAUAAAGAAGAAAGUGAGAAGGAAAAGCCCGAAGAGCAGGAACCAAGAAUGGGUUUCUUUUCUAUGCUGACAGUUAAGUCCGCCCUGUUUGCCCUAAGGCAUAAUAUCGUGACCCUUGUGAGAAUGCUCAGCCUGAAGAGCCUGAGGAAGCAGAUGAAAAAAGUGAAGAAGAUGACCAUGAAGGACAUGGUCACCGCCUUGUUCUCAUCCUAUUGGGGUAUUUUUUUGAGCCUCUUGCACUUCGUAGCCAGUGUUUUCAGAGGCUUAUUCCGCAUCAUUUGUAGCCUGCUGUUGGGAGGAAGCCUAGUAGAAGGUGCUAAAAAGAUCAAAGUUGCAGAACUCUUAGCCAAUAUGCCAGAUCCCACUCAGGAUGAAGUGAGAGGAGAUGGAGAGGAAGGGGAAAGGAAACCCAUGGAAGUUGCCCUGCCCUCUGAAGACCUGACAGACUUAAAAGAACUGACAGAGGAAAGUGACCUUCUUUCAGAUAUAUUUGGUUUGGAUCUGAAGAGAGAAGGAGGACAGUACAAACUUAUUCCUCAUAAUCCAAAUGCUGGCCUUAGCGAUCUCAUGAGCAACCCAGUCCCCAUUCCUGAGGUGGAAGAAAAAUUUCAGGAGCAGAAGGUAAAAGAAGAAGAAAAGGAAGAAAAAGAAGAAACUAAAUCUGAACCUGAGAAAUCCGAGGGAGAAGAUGGAGAAAAAGGAGAAAAAGCCAAAGAAGACAAGGGUAAACAAAAGUUGAGGCAGCUUCACACACAUAGAUAUGGAGAGCAAGAAGUUCCAGAGUCAGCAUUCUGGAAGAAAAUCAUAGCAUAUCAACAGAAACUUCUAAACUAUUUUGCUCGCAACUUUUACAACAUGAGAAUGUUAGCCUUAUUUGUCGCAUUUGCAAUCAAUUUCAUCUUGCUCUUUUAUAAGGUCUCCACAUCUUCUGUGGUGGAAGGAAAGGAGCUGCUCCCUCGAAAUUCAGGUGAAAAUGCCAAAGUGAACAGCCUGGAAAGUGGCUCCCAGAGAAUCAUUGCUGUUCACUAUGUCCUGGAGGAGAGCAGUGGCUACAUGGAGCCCACACUGCGCAUUUUAGCUAUUCUCCACACGGUCAUUUCUUUCUUCUGCAUCAUUGGAUACUACUGCUUGAAAGUCCCGUUGGUUAUUUUUAAGCGAGAAAAGGAAGUAGCACGAAAAUUGGAAUUUGAUGGGCUUUAUAUUACAGAACAGCCUUCAGAAGAUGAUAUUAAAGGCCAGUGGGAUAGACUCGUAAUCAACACACAGUCUUUUCCCAACAACUACUGGGACAAAUUUGUUAAAAGAAAGGUUAUGGAUAAAUAUGGAGAGUUCUAUGGCCGAGAUAGAAUCAGUGAAUUAUUAGGCAUGGACAAAGCAGCUCUGGAUUUCAGCGAUGCUAGAGAAAAGAAGAAGCCAAAGAAAGAUGGUUCCUUAUCAGCCGUACUGAGCUCUAUUGAUGUGAAGUAUCAGAUGUGGAAACUAGGAGUCGUUUUCACUGACAAUUCCUUCCUCUACCUUGCCUGGUAUAUGACUAUGUCCGUUCUUGGACACUAUAACAACUUUUUUUUUGCUGCUCAUCUUCUUGACAUCGCUAUGGGAUUCAAGACUUUAAGAACCAUCUUGUCAUCAGUAACUCACAAUGGCAAACAGCUUGUCUUAACUGUUGGCCUAUUAGCUGUUGUCGUAUACCUAUAUACUGUUGUGGCAUUCAAUUUUUUCCGAAAAUUCUACAAUAAGAGUGAAGAUGGUGAUACACCUGAUAUGAAGUGUGAUGAUAUGUUAACAUGCUAUAUGUUCCACAUGUAUGUUGGGGUACGUGCUGGUGGAGGCAUCGGUGAUGAGAUUGAAGAUCCAGCAGGAGAUGAAUAUGAGAUAUAUCGCAUCAUCUUUGACAUCACCUUCUUCUUCUUUGUCAUUGUCAUUCUCUUAGCCAUAAUACAAGGUUUAAUUAUUGAUGCUUUUGGAGAAUUAAGAGACCAACAGGAACAAGUCAAGGAAGACAUGGAGACCAAAUGCUUCAUCUGUGGAAUAGGCAAUGAUUAUUUUGACACAGUUCCACAUGGCUUUGAAACCCACACUUUACAAGAACACAACUUGGCCAAUUACCUGUUUUUUCUGAUGUAUCUCAUAAACAAAGAUGAAACAGAGCACACAGGACAGGAAUCUUAUGUCUGGAAGAUGUAUCAAGAAAGGUGCUGGGAAUUUUUCCCAGCAGGAGAUUGUUUCCGGAAACAGUAUGAAGAUCAACUAAAUUAA